Molecule: messenger RNA, 1863 nt
Organism: Phyllostomus hastatus (greater spear-nosed bat)
Lineage: Eukaryota; Metazoa; Chordata; Mammalia; Chiroptera; Phyllostomidae
Gene: TMCO6
Product: transmembrane and coiled-coil domains 6
Exons: 12
Coding region: 78-1559 (493 amino acids)
Biological process (GO): protein import into nucleus
Molecular function (GO): protein binding; nuclear import signal receptor activity
Source: RefSeq, a predicted model, not a curated record
GCGGUCCCUGCCAUCUUACCUACUGGCUGUCUGUGAUCCUGGGCUUGAACUUAGUGAGAAUUCCCUUUAGCUCCACCAUGUGGAACCGACGGCAGGGCCGUCUCAGGCCGGUGGGAUGCGGGGUGGAAGAGCUACGGCGCCGCCGGCGGGAGCGAGAGGCAGCAUUGCGGAAGGCGAGGAGGGAGCAGCAGCUGGUCAGCAAGAGGCUCCUGAGAGAUGACACCCCAGAGGAAGCUGAAAGUGGAUGCGUGGCCUUGAUCCUCGGGGAAGCCGAGAUCCAGCAGUUCCUGUGGUCAGCCCAGCGGGGAACAGAGGAAAAGGAGAGAGAGGGAGCUCUGGCCAGCCUUCGCCGAGGCUUGCAGCGCCCAGAGACACAGCAGACCUUCAUCAGGCUGGAGGGCAGCAUGCGGACUCUGGUCGGGCUCCUGACCAGCAACCAGGCCCUGCUGCAACUUGAGGCGGCUCGGUGCCUUCACGAGCUCUCUCAUUCCGAGCAGUCUGCGGUGGCUGAGGCCUGCCUGCCAGCCACUUCCUACCUUCUCACCUACCUCUCCGGUCACAGCUCUGAUUUUAUAGAGCUCUGUCUGUAUACACUGGGUAACCUGAUCGUGGAGAGUGAAGCUGUGAGGAGUAAGCUCCUGCCACAGGGCAUUGUUCCAGCCUUGGCUGCCUGCAUCCAGUCUCCUCAUCAGACUGUGCUGGAAGCCCUUGGAUAUGCCUUGUCCCAGCUCCUGCAGGCUAAGGAAGCUCCAGAAAAAAUCAUCCCCUCCGUCCUGGGCUCCGCUCUCCCCCAGCACAUGCUGCAACUAUUGCAGCCUGGCCCAAAGCUGAACCCCGGAGUUGCUGUGGAGUUUGCUUGGUGCCUUCACUACAUCAUCUGCAGCCAGGUCAACAAUGCCUUGCUCAUCACCCAUGGGGCUCUGUCCACUCUGGGGCUGCUGCUGUUGGACUUGGCUGGUGCUGUCCAGAGAUCUGAGGAUACAGGACUGGAGCUGCUGGUGUGCCCUGUGCUUCGGUGUCUUAGCAAUUUGCUAACAGAGCCAGCAGUGGAUGCUGUGGGAGGGCAAAUGGAGCUCAGAGAUGAGCGUGUUGUGGCAUCCUUAUUUAUCCUUCUGCAGUUCUUCCUCCAGAAACAGCCCAGCCUGCUUCCUGAGGGCCUCUGGCUCCUUAACAACCUCACUGCAAACAGUCCUAGCUUCUGUACCUCCUUGCUCUCCCUGGACCUGAUUGAGCCUCUCUUGCGGUUGUUACCAGUAUCUAAUGUGGUGAGCGUAUUGGUGCUCACAGUUCUGUGCAACGUUGCAGAGAAGGGUCCUGCUUAUUGCUGGCAUCUGUGGCCAGGGCCCCUGCUCUCUUCCUUGCUGGACACUUUGGUCUUCUCUGACACUGAAGUAGUAGGCCAGACUUUGGAGCUGCUGCAGCUGCUGUUCCUCUAUCGGCCAGAGACUGCCCAGGCCUUCCUGCAGCAAUCAGGGCUACAGGCCCUUAAAAGGCAUGAGGAGGAGGCACAGCUCCAGGAUCGAGUGCAUGCUCUCCAGCAGACAGCUCUUCAUGGGUGACCUGGCUUCUCAAUGUCACUUACUCCACUCCCCCUCAUCCCAGCUUCCGUGCCCAUGGAGUCCCUUUUGGGGGUUUAGGACCAUAAUGACUCCUCAUGUUCUCUGAUCCCACACCUAAGCCUAAACCAAGGCCUUUGGACUUCAGCUCCUGCUCUUUCUCAGCACUGUCCAGGCAGGACCCGAGGGAAGUGGGUUUGGUCUACUUACUCUGGGGCCCUGGAAUCUCUCUCCCUCUGUUAUGUUUUAGCAGCUGGUGGCCUUUGAUGGGACAGAAUAGAAUAAAGUUUUUUAUUUUUAUAUUAAA